This is a messenger RNA of Drosophila hydei, 1809 nucleotides long. RefSeq names its product photoreceptor-specific nuclear receptor (gene Hr51). The record is from RefSeq and is a predicted model, not a curated record. Gene Ontology annotation, molecular function: zinc ion binding; nuclear receptor activity; RNA polymerase II cis-regulatory region sequence-specific DNA binding. The coding region runs from base 1 to 1809 and encodes 602 amino acids. The transcript has 9 exons. Lineage: Eukaryota; Metazoa; Arthropoda; Insecta; Diptera; Drosophilidae. Gene Ontology annotation, biological process: cell differentiation; anatomical structure development; positive regulation of transcription by RNA polymerase II.
AUGAAUAAGGAAGAAAAUUUAACGGACACGCGCCCAGGUUCACAAGAGCUGCACAGUCCUGCGCACCAUUGUUAUACACCGCCGCCGCCGCAUGGUGCGGCCGCCACAUCUGUGGCGCCACCGCCAGCUGGCAUAGGGGCGCAGACCACAACACCGAGUCGCCUGCUCAGUUGGAAUCACAGUGCAGCCGCAGCAGCCGCCGCGGCGGCAGCAGCCGUUGCCUCCAAUCAUCAGGCGAAUGCAGCGGCUGCUGCUGCAGUAGCUGCGGCCGCGUCAGCAACAGCUGCCGGUCAAUCGGCAUCAAUCGUGGAUCAAUCAGGCCUGCCACGGCUCAAGGGCCAAAACCUGGGACUCAUCUGUGUGGUGUGCGGCGACACGAGCUCCGGCAAGCACUACGGCAUCCUCGCCUGCAACGGUUGCUCGGGCUUCUUCAAGCGCAGCGUGCGCCGCAAACUCAUCUAUCGCUGCCAGGCGGGCACCGGACGCUGUGUUGUGGACAAGGCCCAUCGCAAUCAGUGCCAGGCAUGCAGGCUCAAGAAGUGCCUUCAAAUGGGAAUGAACAAGGAUGCGGUGCAAAAUGAGCGACAGCCACGCAACACGGCCACUAUACGGCCGGAGACGCUGCGGGAGAUGGAGCACGGCCGUGCGCUGCGAGAGGCAGCCGUAGCCGUUGGCGUAUUUGGCCCUCCCGUGCUACUCUCGCCGCCCUGCUAUGGCUCGGGCCUGCUGCCGCCGCCUUCGCUGGGCAGCCUGCCAACGGGACGUCUGCUGCACCACAAUCAUCUCAGCUCCUCCAUGCAGAUGGCCACGAAUCACAUGACGCAUGCGAGCAGCUUUCCCAUGUUCAAUGCCGCCGCCGCGGCCGGACUGCAUCACUCGCCCAAGAACAAGCUGGGCGGCUAUGGUGGUGUCUCCAUGGAGCUCUCGAGCAGUGGCAAUAUCUCGCACUCAACCAACUCGAGCAGCAAUCACAGCAUCGAUCCCAGCUCGCCACCGCCAGAUGAGAAGAAUAUUGCAAAUGAGAAGAUUAAUGCCGGCGGCAGUGUCUCCUCCAUUAGCUCUUCCAGCCCAACGCCAGAGAAUGAUAAUGAUGACGACUCGAUUGACGUGACCAACGAUGAGGAGCCCAAUACGGGCAGCAGAUCCGAUUCCAGUUUCAUCAUGCCUCAGUUCAUGUCGCCCAAUCUCUAUGCGCAUCAGCAUGAAACGGUCUACGAGACGAGUGCGCGGCUGCUCUUCAUGGCCGUCAAGUGGGCCAAGAACUUGCCCAGCUUUGCGCGGCUUUCGUUUCGGGAUCAGGUCAUCCUGCUGGAGGAGUCCUGGUCAGAGCUGUUUCUAUUGAACGCCAUACAAUGGUGCAUUCCUCUGGAUCCCACGGGCUGUGCCUUGUUCUCGGUCGCGGAGCACUGCAAUAACUUGGAGAACAAUGCGAACACAGAUAAUUGUGUUAGCAAAGAGGAGUUAGCUGCCGAUGUGCGUACACUGCACGAAAUCUUCUGCAAGUACAAAGCGGUUCUAGUGGAUCCAGCCGAAUUUGCUUGCCUCAAGGCAAUUGUGCUCUUUCGACCCGAAACCAGAGGCCUAAAGGAUCCAGCGCAAAUCGAAAAUCUACAGGAUCAAGCGCAUGUCAUGCUCUCGCAGCAUACAAAAACUCAAUUCGCUGCUCAAAUCGCACGCUUCGGCCGCCUCCUGCUCAUGCUUCCUCUUCUUCGCAUGAUCAAUUCACACAAGAUCGAAUCGAUCUUCUUUCAGCGAACCAUCGGUAAUACGCCCAUGGAGAAGGUCCUCUGCGACAUGUAUAAGAAUUAG